This is a messenger RNA of Phaeodactylum tricornutum CCAP 1055/1, 1182 nucleotides long. RefSeq lists its product with no specific name. The transcript has a single exon. The coding region runs from base 1 to 1182 and encodes 393 amino acids. Gene Ontology annotation, molecular function: protein binding. The record is from RefSeq and is a predicted model, not a curated record. Lineage: Eukaryota; Bacillariophyta; Bacillariophyceae; Surirellales; Neidiaceae.
AUGAAGUGGUCGACGCUUCUCUUUGCGUUGGUCAUGGCGACUUUUCCAUGGGACACGCGCCUCGCCUACGCCGCUCCCGGCUUGUUGAUCGCCAACACGCGGGGGGACAACGCCAUCGUGCAGUACACCCUGCCCUUUGCCGACGGGGACGUGCCGACGACACUGUUGGGGAGCGAUGCCGUCGAAGGACCGGAUCACCUUUUGGUCGAGGGCGAUUAUUUGUACAUUUCACACGGCGACUCGCCCGAGACUUCCGCUAUUGCCCGGAUGAACGUGGCGGACGGGACGCUCGAGGCUGACUUUGCCACCGGGGGUGCGCUCCACCGACCCUACGGAUUCGAUUUCUACAACGGCACACUCUACGUGGCCAGUUUCAAGUCCGAUCAAAUUCUCAUGUACGCGCAAGAGACCGGGGACUACGUGGGCGUGUUUGCCGAGACGAACGGUACCGAAGAAGGACUCUGCAACGGACCGAACCAAAUCUACAUCAGUGACGACGAUGGUCUUUUGUACAUGACCACGCAGGGAAGUAACUUCAACGGCACGGAGUUAAAUUUUCUCUUCAAUAGUCAAAUUGUCGUCUACGACUUGGAGACGGGCGAUGGCUCUGUCUUUUUGCCACCUCCGAUGCCUUUACCGGGUGGUGCAGGAUUUGUCAGUUUGCUGGGCGUCACCGUUGGGUGUGGCACCGCGAGCGCACCCGCUGCGGGGGAAGCCUGUACCAUGUAUACAACCGAUUUUGCCGGCGGUUUGCGAGUCUACGCCAUGGAUCCUGAUGGACCCACGCUCCUUUACGCCGUGGAAACUUCUUACCAAGCCGGCGUUUCCACCGGAUCUCUUUCCUUCGAUACAGCGGAGAGUCAGUUGUACGUGCCCGUUUGGCUCAACGAAACAUCGGGAGCGGUGGUAUUACGCUUCGCGGCGGACGACGGAGCGAGUGCCGGGCUACUGGAGACCGACGAUUCGGCCAUUUACAUUGAAACUGACGAUGGCUCCACGGAUCUGAGCCGUCCAAUUGGUGUCUUAUUUCUGCCUGAAGCUGUUGAUUUUUCCACAGAGGUACCGGCCGCAUCCCCGGGAGGGUCCUCGGCCGCAACGGCGUGCGGCAGCGUGGCACUCGGGUGCACAGCCAUGAUGACAUGGUUCGCCUUCGUUACGGUUGCCGUAUCGUCGGGUUUCUGA